CCAUGGAGUAACAGCUCCUCAGAACGGGGAGAGGAAAGAGUGUGACACACUUACCAAACAGUAAUGAUACGAAGCCAAGGUUUGAUGACUGUUGUGUGAGGGGGGUAAACCAAGAUGGCCACCCGCCGUAUUCCACUGGUCCUGCUAGCCUGCGGCUCCUUUAAUCCCAUCACCAACCAGCACAUGAGGCUGUUUGAGCUGGCCAGAGACCACAUGCACAGCACAGGCCAGUACCAGGUGGUGGGUGGCAUCGUGUCUCCAGUCAGUGAUGGCUACGGAAAGCAAGGCCUGGUUCUGGCUCAGCACCGUAUCGCCAUGGCAAAGCUGGCGCUGCAGAGCUCCGACUGGGUCACGGUUGAUGAAUGGGAGAGCCAGCAGGCAGACUGGACAGAGACCGUGGUCACCAUGAGGAAUCAUUAUGGCCGUAUCUUGAAGGAGUAUGAGCGGAGCACAGGAGAGAACAAAGACUCCAGUGGAAACCCCUCUCCCCUCUCGAGCCCCUGUCCCCAGUUGAAGCUCCUGUGUGGAGCUGAUUUCCUCGACACUUUCCAGGUCCCUGACCUGUGGCUGGACGACCACGUUGAAGAGGUGGCGGGACAUUUCGGACUCAUCUGCGUCAGUCGGGGGGGGCUUCAUCCCGAGCAAGCCGUGGCCGCGUCAGACACACUCUCGCGCCACAGUCAUAACAUUUUCCUGGUGAGGGAAUGGGUGAGAAACGAGACGAGCGCCACUGAGGUCCGCCGGGCUCUGAGACGGGGCCUGAGCGUGAAAUACUUGAUCCCAGACUCUGUGAUAGAAUAUAUUCACCAGCACAACCUCUACACGGAGGACAGCGAGAGGAGAAAUAAGGGCACAGUGCUGAGGCCGCUCGCCAAACAAGCAACACAGCCAGGGAAGAAUGUAAAUGUUGCCGUCAGGAAAAUCGCCACCUUGUUGAAGCCUGAUAAGGACAUUUCCCACGAUGGGGACCACAUAGUCAUCAAAACCCUUAGCACAUUCAAAAACUACAACAUGGACUUCCAUGUGGGCAAGGAGUUUGAGGAGGAUCUGUCUGGAGUGGAUGACAGGAAAUGCAUGACCACCAUCUCUUGGGAUGGAGACAAGCUGGUGUGUGUGCAGAAGGGAGAGAUAGAAGGGAGAGGCUGGACCCACUGGGUGGAUGGAGAUGAGCUUCAUCUGCAAUUGGGCAGUCAGCUGUCCAACUUACUUGCUCAUUCUUUGCUGCUGCUGCUCGCUCUACGGUUCAGCGUCCUGCCGCUUUUUGUGCAUUCACAACCUGCCAAUCCCUGCAUCUACCUGCAGGCUCUGAUUAUUCUACACACACAGACAUCAGCGUCACCAGCUGCCAUCAUGCCUGCAGACUUCAGUGGGAAAUGGAUACUGGAGAGCAAUGACAUAUUUGAGGAGUAUUUGAAAGUGUUGGACAUUGACUUUGCUACAAGGAAAAUUGCCAUCUCCCUGUCUCAGACCAAAGUUAUAUCCCAAGAUGAAGACAAGUUUACCGUCAAAACGCUGAGCACCUUCAGGAAUUAUGAACUCUCCUUCACUGUAGGGGUAGAGUUUGACGAGCACACCAAGGGACUAGACAACCGUAACAUCAAGUGUCUUGUGACCUGGGAGGGGGACAAGCUGGUGUGCACGCAGAAAGGAGAGAAGGCUAACCGUGGCUGGAAACACUGGAUCGAAGGAGACAAACUCUUCCUGGAGCUGACGUGUGAAGAUGUAGUUUGUGUGCAGGUGUUCAAGAGAAAAGCAUAAACGGAAAUAUCUGGGUUUUUUGUAUUUGCACAUACUCCUCAAUAACAUGUUUUCCCAAACGUAUGAACAAAAUGAAUAAAGUG
This is a messenger RNA of Notothenia coriiceps (black rockcod), 1841 nucleotides long. RefSeq lists its product as uncharacterized. Lineage: Eukaryota; Metazoa; Chordata; Actinopteri; Perciformes; Nototheniidae. The coding region runs from base 115 to 1758 and encodes 547 amino acids. The record is from RefSeq and is a predicted model, not a curated record. The transcript is spliced from 12 exons. Gene Ontology annotation, biological process: NAD+ biosynthetic process. Gene Ontology annotation, molecular function: lipid binding; nicotinamide-nucleotide adenylyltransferase activity; nicotinate-nucleotide adenylyltransferase activity. Gene Ontology annotation, cellular component: mitochondrion.